Naegleria gruberi is the source of this 861-nucleotide messenger RNA. RefSeq lists its product as uncharacterized. The record is from RefSeq and is a predicted model, not a curated record. The coding region runs from base 1 to 861 and encodes 286 amino acids. The transcript has a single exon. NCBI's taxonomy places the organism in Eukaryota, Heterolobosea, Eutetramitea, Acrasida, Naegleriidae.
AUGUAUAUAUUUAACAUUCUGAAUUAUAUUUCUGAAUAUUGUGCAAAUAAUAGAAAGGUCACUGAAAUUUCCAUGUGUCCAACAGAUCAAACAAGAAUUUUAGUGACCACUCCACAAUUAGCUCUACAUCAUAAUAUUGAUGUUUCUAAUUUGAAUAUUUUAGCUGUUGAUGAAAUGAAUUUAAUGUUGGAAUUUGGAUCUGAUUGUAGGAAGUGUAUCAAAUCAAUUUUCAAACAAUUACCAGAUAAAACCAGAAUAAUCUGUACUGGAUGUGAAAUGCCUCCUCCUGAAUGUUAUAUUCAUGAUAAUCAUUUGAAAAAUGCAACAAUAGAACAAAGUAGAAAGGAAUUGAAUGAAUUAAUUAUUGAGACAUUUGUCUAUUGUCCAAAACCAAAUCAGAAACUCGACUUGUUGAAACAGUCCCUCUUCAAUAUCUCCGAUUUUUGCAUCUUUUUCUGCAAUUCACAUAACAGAGUAGCUCAAUCAUUCAAUUCCCUGAAGGAGAUUUAUCCAACUCUCCAAAUUGCUCCACAACAAUAUGAUGUUUUAAAAGAGAGAUUUCACUCCUUCACUCGGUCAACAAUACACCUCAUUGGAACUGAAGAGGAUUGGUUAGGAAUUGAUGUUCCUUGGUGUAAUUGUAUUGUACAUUUUGAUGUGGUGUGUGAUGAGACUAAAAGUCGAUUGAGAAGUGGACGAUGUGCCAGAUUUACGAGAAGUGGAAGAGUACUCUAUCUUCCCUCAACAUUGGAAGAGUUGGAUUUUGUUUCAGGAUUGAUUCUUGGAUCAGCUAAUUGUAAAUAUCAACGAAUCAUGAUGAGUAAUGUGCUCUAUUUGGAUGUUGAGUUUUUGUUUUGUUAA